This is a messenger RNA of Cyclospora cayetanensis, 6873 nucleotides long. Its product is annotated as acetyl-CoA carboxylase. Gene Ontology annotation, biological process: fatty acid biosynthetic process. The coding region runs from base 58 to 6873 and encodes 2271 amino acids. Gene Ontology annotation, molecular function: acetyl-CoA carboxylase activity; ATP binding; metal ion binding. Lineage: Eukaryota; Apicomplexa; Conoidasida; Eucoccidiorida; Eimeriidae. The record is from RefSeq and is a predicted model, not a curated record. The transcript is spliced from 17 exons.
CUCACGGGCCCCCAGCGGGCCCAGUUGGAAGAAGUGCAGAAACAGAGGGGCCCCUGGAUGGACUCGCAAGACCCCCUCGCUACCUUUGUUCAGAUGCAUGGGGGCUCUAAGCCGAUCCGGAGGAUUCUAAUUGCCAACAAUGGGAUGGCAGCCACCAAGGCAAUCGCCUCGAUGCGGCAAUGGGCAUUUGAAACUUUCGGAGAUGCCAGUCUGCUAACUUUCGUUGCAAUGGCGACGCCAGAGGAUCUCGAGGCCAACAGUGAAUUCCUGAAGAAGGCAGACGCCAUCGUUCACGUGCCGGGGGGCCCCGGCAAAAACAACUACGGCAAUGUCGCCCUCAUCUGCGAGACAGCAAUCAAGCAGAAGGUGGACGCCGUGUGGCCCGGUUGGGGUCAUGCUUCCGAGAAUCCGGAGCUUCCUUCCUCUCUAGCAAAGUUGGGAAUUUCGUUCUUAGGACCGAAGGCAACGGUCAUGGCCGCGUUGGGAGACAAGAUCGCCGCAAAUAUCCUGGCGCAAACAGCCAAUGUGCCCUCCAUUCCGUGGAGUGGGGAUGGGCUUAAGGCUCAGCUCAAUGACGAAGGCUCCAUUCCUGAAGAAAUUUUCAAGGCCGCCACUAUAUCGACCGUGGAAGAAUGCCGAGCCGCAGCCGAUCGCGUUGGCUACCCCUUUCUGCUGAAGGCUUCUGGCGGGGGGGGCGGCAAAGGCAUUCGCUUGUGCUACACGCCGAACGAUUUAGAGAAUGCUCUGGCGCAGGUUCAGGGCGAAGUUCCUGGAUCUCCUGUUUUCAUGAUGAAGCUCUGUGAGAAGGCUCGGCACAUCGAAGUUCAGAUUGCUGGCGAUGCUUCGGGUUGCGCCGUAGCUCUCUCAGGCCGCGACUGUUCAACGCAAAGACGCUUCCAAAAGAUAUUUGAAGAGGCCCCACCCACCGUCGUUAGGCCGGAAACCUUCAAGGAGAUGGAACGCGCAGCGCAGCGCUUGACGCAGUCGCUUGGCUACGAAGGCCUCGGGACUGUCGAGUACCUAUUUAAUCCAGCAACAGACUCCUUCUACUUUUUGGAGCUUAACCCGCGCCUGCAGGUCGAGCACCCGGUGACAGAAGCAGUCACUGGACAAAACCUCCCAGCCCUCCAGCUGCAGAUCGCCAUGGGCAUCCCGCUACACAGGAUUCCCAGCAUCCGAACUUUCUUUGGAAGAGAUCCCGAAGGCACGGAUCCUAUUGAUUUUCUUUCCGAAGACUACGUUCCGCCCAAGAUGCAUGUUAUUGCGGCUCGCGUGACGGCAGAGAAUCCCAGCGACGGUUUUCGACCAACAAGCGGAGCCUUGCACUCCCUGGAUUUCCACCCUCCCGAGAAAGUCUGGGGGUACUUCUCUGUCGGCACGCAGGGCGCGAUUCAUCCGUACGCUGAUUCUCAGUUCGGGCACAUCUUUGCCGGAGGGGCCACUCGAAACGAAGCCAGAAAGCGGCUUAUCUGGGGUUUACAACAGCUUCACAUCAAGGGCGAUAUUAGAACUCCAGUUAACUUCCUGCAGGUCUUGCUGCAGCAGCCGGCCUUUGUGAAUCACACGCUCAACACCGAGUGGCUAGAUGGCAUCAUUAAGGCCAAAGAACUGCUUCCCUCUCCGAAGGCGGAUGAUGUCGUCUUUGCCGCAGCCGCCUUCAGAGCGAUACAGGCACUGGAGAAGCAGAAGGCCUCUUGGAUCGCAGUCGCAGCACGCGGGCACACCUACUUGCCUCCUGUAGGCCCCUUGUUGUCAACCGAGACGCAGAUUGCAUGGGAAGGUCAGCUGUACAAGCUCCGCUUCACGCGCACCGGCCCCUUGACUCUGGGAUUCAGCAUCAACAAACAGCAAGGGGAACUCGAGUACCGAAAGCAGAGCGACGGAUCUUACCUGCUGUCUAUAAACCCGGAAGCGUGCCAGCAGCAGGCUCAGGAUCAGCAACAACAGCAGGAUCAAGAUCAGCAGCAGCAGCAGCCACGGCACCCGCGUUUGCUUCGAUUCAGCGCCACGGAAGAGCCCCUUGGCUUGCGUCUGGAACUGGAAAACAACUCUCUCAUGAUCUUAGACCAACGAGACCCUUCAGAGCUGCGAUCGGACGUGAACGGGCGCCUGGUCCGCUUCCUCGUGCAAGACGGGGAGACAGUCAGCAAGGGGCAGCCUUUCGCAGAAGUGGAGGCUAUGAAGAUGAUCCUCACACUUACCGCUGGUGAGAGUGGCGAGCUGAUACACCGCAAGAGUGCAGGCUCGCUAUUGACUCAAGGGGAGCUGCUGGCGUCUCUCCGGCUAGCCGAUCCGUCCAAGGUCAUGCGUCUGAAGCCUUUCGAGGGGGCGUUGGACCUGUCUCCUCCCUCGCUGCCGCAGCGAGACACAGACGCGUCUGAUGAGUCAGCUGCAGCAGCAGUACAGGGCAAUGUGCUCCCACACACGGCAGCAGAGGAGGCAGCGAAUGCAGAGAAGCGCUUGGAACUGUUGCUCAGCGGAUACGUGCAGCACCAGUCUGCGCAGGAGCUGGUGCAGUCUUUGCUAGGGGGCCCCUCUGGCGCCUCGCUGGAGGCCCUGGUCCGCAUCGUAGAGCGCUCAUUGCAGCAGUUUCUUGCUACGGAGGAGCUCUUCGCGGGGAAAGGGCACGCUGCAGCUGCAGCAGCGGUUGCUGCUGCAGGCGGAGACACCGAAGGGCAGUUCCGGUUUCAUGUAUCCCACUACGCACUUAAGCAAAAGGCAGAAGUGCUGCUGCUCUUCCUUAAAGAGCUUGCGAGGCGGCUCGUUUCUCCAGAGACUCCUUCUCUUGACAUGACAGUGCUACAGGGCCUCCUUCGGCGCGUGGAGGUGCUCAAGGGCAAUCCCUACAAUGUGCUCGCGUUGGCGGCUCAGCGGUUAAGGAAGCAGCUGCUGCUGCCCUCGGUGAAUGACCGCGUCGCUUCCCUGCGUAUGCAGCUGCAGCAACUGCUGCAGCUGCAGCAUCGCUCCGAGCAAACCAACUUGCAGAAAGAAUUUCUGCAGCUCCCCGAGGAAUUCGGGGGCUACGGACUGUUGACUCAGCUUUUCAAAGAUCCCGAAGUUGGCAGCAAAGCGCAGGAAAUGGUUCUGAGGAGGCAGCUCCUGGGACUUGAGGUGCACCUGCAAGAGCAGCAGGACGGCUGCAUUCCCUUCACGUGGAGAGACACCGUGCAUGAAGGACUAGCAGCGGCGGAGCGUGUGGGCCUCUUCGCUGCUUGCUCUAGCAUGCAGGAUCUUCAAGAACGGCUUGGCUCGCUGCUGCAGCAGCUCCACCAGCAGCAAAAGGCUCUCGGCAAUGCCAGCAACAGCCUGCUGAUGCUGAGCGUACCCCCAUCCACGGAAGCGAUCACCGCUGCGACGACGGAAGACCUCGCUGCCACUGUGGCGGCUGCAGCAGCAAAAAAUCCAGAAGCUGCAGCAGCGCUGAAGGGCCUCGACAGUCUCCGCCUGUUGCUUCCCGACGGCAACGGAGAUACGCACCAGGUUGCCCUAGUACAGCCGAAACGGCAGGAGGAGGAGGAGGAGGAGCACGAGCAACCAGAGCUCUUGCAGGAAGAUCCUCUGCAACGCAACUUAUCUCUUUCCCAGGCUGUCUUUGCGGACCUGAAACGUCUUCAGUCUGAAGGGACAGUACGGCGGUUGCCCUCUGUCGCUGCUUCUGCAGCAGUGCCUCCUGCUGCAUCUGCGGAUAUUCUACUGCAUGCACUGACCCCCAAAAAGCCGUCGGCGGUUCCUGGGGCCCCCGCAACGCGGCGAACUCCCCCCCUCAGGGAUACGGUGUACGUACACCGCAUUGUGGCCGACGCCGAGCCCUUGCUGGAGGGCAAUGGCAUGCAACAGCUGCUGCAGCUACUGCUGCAGCAACUGGAAGCAGCCUUCAGGGACCCCCAUGUGCAUCCCACGAGCAGCAGCAGCAUAACGCUGCAGCUGCUGCCGCCGCAAACAGAGGAGAAGCGUGCAGCCCUACAGGCGGCCUUUUUUGAGGGCUUGCAGACGCUCAAAGCAACAGAAGGCGAGCGUCUGUUGCAGCUCAAUGUCGAAAAGUUAGAUCUCAAGGUGCCGCAGGCCGUCUCCUCUCCUGGCGUCUCCCUGGAAGAUACAGUGCCGGAGCAGCAAGUGCUGCGUGCGUCCAGCAGAGGCGGCUGCUGGCUCGAGCCGCAAGAGACACAGGGGUUACCGGCCUCUGCUCUGUACGAUAGAGAGUGUGACUUGCACACUUCUCCGUCUGCAGAGUUUCAGGCACCGCAACAGCAACAGCUCCAGCCAAGGCAGCCAGAAUUACCAUUAGAGGUGUCUACGGCUGAGAGUUCCACGGUCCCUUCUCCGCUUCCUUCAGAAUUGCAGACACCCGAGACGGGGGGAUCCAGAGAGGCCGAGGCCUCUACCCCAGCUGAUCGAACGGCAGCAGAACAAUUCCGCACUUCGAUUGAGUCUCAUAGCAGCGAUGAUUUCUCCGUUUCAUGGACCCGGCACGGGAGUUCAAGAGGUACAGGGGGCUGCCAAGUUGGUGCUCGUACGGCGGCAGCGGCAGAGGCAGAGAGAACUGCUCCUCUAGUUGUGCUCAAAGGCAUAAAUGAGGCACAGCUGGCUGCCAAAAGGGCCGCAGCACAGCGCGCGGGCAGCACAUAUAUAUAUGAUUUCUUGGGGUUCAUCAAGGCUGAGUUGCGACAGCAGUGGCAGCGAAGUCAACAAGAGCUUGUCGAUGCUGGAGACAGCCGCAUACUACAAGUUCCAGAGAAGCUUGUGGAGGCGCGCGAGUUCCAUAUGGGAGAGGACGGGAAAUUGCAGUUACGGAGUGACUGGCUGGUUGGCGACAACAAGGUUGGAAUGGUUGCCUUUUUGUUGUUGCUGCGGACGCCGGAGUAUCCGGAGGGUCGGGAGGUUGUGCUCAUUGGAAACGAUGUGACUCACCAGGGAGGUUCGUUUGGGGUGGAUGAGCACGAGCUCUAUCGGCAGGCGUCUGCGUUUUCCCGCAAGCACAAGUUGCCUCGCAUUUACAUCGCAUGCAACAGCGGGGCUAGGAUUGGGGUGUACGAACAGCUCAAGGAGAAGAUACAAGUUGAGUGGAACGACCCUGCGAACCCCCCGUUGGGAUUCAAGCAUCUGUUUAUAACGGAAGAAGAUUACCAGCAACUGCCACAGGGGGCCGUCGUGGGUCAUUGGGAGGCUUCUUCUGCCGCUGAUGGCAAGCGCGUAUUUGUUUUGGACGCAAUUAUCGGGUCGGACAACGAGUACUUGGGAGUUGAAAACCUUCGGGGGUCCGGCAAGAUAGCGGGCGAGACGAGUCAGGCUUACGAUGAAACUUUUACCUUGUCUCUGGUAUCUGGGAGAUCGGUGGGCAUCGGGGCCUAUGUGGUGCGGCUAGCCCAGCGUUGCAUACAGCAGAGGAACUCUCCCUUGGUGCUGACAGGGUAUCAGGCUCUCAACAAGCUACUAGGACGGGAGGUCUACGUCUCGCAGGACCAGCUGGGAGGCCCCGAAGUAAUGAUUCCUAAUGGCAUCGCCCAUUUGGAGGUGGCCAGUGACAGAGAAGGCAUUGCUGAAGUCAUGAAGUGGCUAGAAUUCGUGCCGCCAACAGCCGACGACCUCCACGCGCCGCACCACUCUACUGACCCCGUAAACAGGGACAUCGAGUUUACUCCAAGCCCCACUCCAUACGAUCCGCGGCACAUGCUGGCGGGAUAUAUCACGCCUGCGACGCCGCCGUCUUCACCCCCACAUUCCGACAGCGAAGGAGACGAGUCAGCACAAGCGCCUAAGGAACGGUGGAUCUCAGGUUUCUGUGACAGAGACAGCUUUAAGGAGGUCCUUGGUCCGUGGGGUGCUGGUGUUGUCGUGGGGAGGGCGAGGCUUGGCGGUCAACCCAUUGGAGUUAUUGCUGUAGACCCUAGAACAACGACUGCAGUGGCACCUGCCGAUCCAGCGAAUGCCGAUAGUGCAAGAGUCGAGACGCAACAGGCAGGCCAAGUAUGGUUCCCAUCUAGCGCGUACAAGACGGCACAGGCGAUUGCAGACUUCAACAGAGGAGAGAAUCUGCCACUGAUAAUUUUUGCGAAUUGGCGAGGCUUCUCGGGAGGCACACGGGACAUGUUCAACGAGGUGCUGAAAUUCGGCUCAAUGAUUGUGGAUGCCCUCCGGGUGUACCGGCAUCCUGUAUUUGUGUAUAUUCCACCGCAUGCGGAGCUGAGGGGUGGCUCCUGGGUGGUUAUUGACCCUACGAUUAACGCAUCCCAAAUGGAGCUCUAUGCCGACGAGCUGGCAAGGGGAGGUGUGCUAGAGCCCCCAGGAAUCUGUGAAAUCAAGUUCAGAGAGGCAGAGCGAAAGAAGCUCAUGCACAAGAAUGAUCGUACACUCGUGCAGUGGCAGCAAGAUCUAGCGGCUGCAAAUACACCAGAAGAAGCGGAGGUGAUCCUUCAGGAUAUCAAGCGAAGAGAAGAACAACUGAUGCCUGUGUACACGCAGGUGGCUCAUGUAUACGCGGAUUUGCACGACAGGGCCCCCCGCAUGGCGGCGCGUGGGGGUGUCAGGGAGAUCCUCAGUUGGCCACGGGCUAGGGAGUUCUUCUACUGGAGGAUUAGGAGGCGCCUUUCCUCUAAUGCAGCCGUGAAAAAGCUGAUAGCUGCAGAUCCUUCUCUUCAGUGGGAGGAUGCCCUGCGCUUACUCGACUCGCAAAUCCCCCAAGCUGCCGCAACCGUAGACGAUAAGACCGCAGUUGCAUUCCUAGACAGUAAAGAGGGGGCAGAGGCCGUGCGACAGUUGCUGCAGCACACCGAGAUAGCACAUUCGAAGAGGGAACUACUGCAGCUGUUGCAGCGGUUGCCGAUAGCAGACAGAGCGGAGGUCUUCACCCAGCUAAAGUCUGUGUUGCCUCAGUAG